Molecule: messenger RNA, 1504 nt
Organism: Vigna radiata var. radiata (mung bean)
Lineage: Eukaryota; Viridiplantae; Streptophyta; Magnoliopsida; Fabales; Fabaceae
Product: UDP-glycosyltransferase 83A1-like
Exons: 2
Coding region: 20-1375 (451 amino acids)
Molecular function (GO): UDP-glycosyltransferase activity
Source: RefSeq, a predicted model, not a curated record
AUCAAGGCUAUAGUUGAGAAUGAGCAUUCCAACAGUGCUAGUUCUGCCAUUCCCUGCACAAGGGCAUGUGAAUCCGAUGAUGAUCCUGUCAGAAAAGCUGGUGGAGAAUGGAUGUAAAGUGGUUUUCGUGAACACAGAGUUCAACCACAGGAUAAUGGUGAGUUGCAUGGUGGAGCAACGAGAUCAAAAUCCACUGAUAAAGUUGGUGUCAAUCCCAGAUGGCUUGGAAGCUGAUCAUGACAGAAAGGAUUUGUCAAAGCUGUUUGAUGUUAGUCUAAGCAGCAUGCCUCAUGCACUUGAGAACCUCAUCACAGAACAAAAUAUGAUUUCCAAAUCUGAGAACAGAAUCAGAUUCAUUGUUGCAGAUGUAAACAUGGCAUGGUCAUUGAACGUUGCCUGCAAACUGGGAAUCAAAGGAGCUCUAUUCUGCCCUGCAUCAGCAGCCAUUUUUGCCUUAAUUUACAACAUACCCAAACUUAUUCAUGAUGGCAUCAUAAAUUCUGAUGGGUCAUUGUUGACCACUAAAGAGACAAUUCAACUAUCACCAGGCAGGUUAGAGAUGGACACAAAAAGUAUUUUCUGGUUGAAUUUGAGUGACACAAUGAAUACUAAACAAAUGUUGAAUUACUUAGAUACUUGUGCAAAAUGUUCAAAUUUGACAGAACUAUGGUUUUGUGACACGACAUAUGAACUUGAACCUAGGGUUUUAAGCUUCUUUCCCAAGAUCCUCCCAAUUGGCCCAUUGUUGAGAAAUUAUAGCAACAUGAAUGCAUCAUCGACAAGAUCAAUGGGACAACUUUGGGAAGAAGAUCUCUCUUGCACGAGUUGGCUCGAUCAACAACCUCAGUGUUCUGUUAUAUAUGUUGCAUUUGGUAGUAUCACAUGUUUUGACCAAAACCAAUUCAAUGAACUUGCACUAGGACUAGACCUCACCAAUAGACCUUUUCUUUGGGUUGUGAGAGAAGACAACAAGAUGACAUACCCUAAUGAAUUCCAAGGGAAUAAAGGUAAGAUAGUUCAAUGGGCUCCUCAACAAAAGGUGCUAAACCACUCUGCCAUUGCUUCCUUUGUUAGCCAUUGUGGUUGGAACUCAACCAUGGAAGGUUUGUGUAAUGGGGUGCCCUUCUUGUGUUGGCCAUAUUUUGCUGACCAAAUCUAUAACAAAGCAUAUAUUUGUGAUGAAUUGAAGGUUGGGAUGGGAUUGGAGUUGGAUGAAAAUGGAGUUGUGUCAAGGUGGGAGAUAAAGAAGAAAUUGGAGCAAAUACUAAGUGAUGUGAACAUGAGAACAAGGUCUAUGAAGUUAAAGGAAAAGGUUUUAGACAAAGGUCGAUCUUCAGAGAACCUUAAAAAAUUGGUCAAGUGGAUCAAAGAGUAGGAUUUUUCCUUUUAUGUGUGUGUUUUGGAUCAUUAGAUCAACUUUUUGAGUGAUGAACAUGGAUGCAAUUUGGAAGUAAUAUGUCAAAUAGAAGUGAAGUGUAACUUGUUAGAGUUCAUUGAUAUGGGU